AUGAAGCCCUUUUGCACAAGGACUGAUGCAGUUUCUCGCGUUCAAUUACUUGCAGUUGUCACAACUUAUUCGCUUUGCGAAGCCUAAAACAAAAUUGUUCCCUCGUAUAACAAAGGCAAUUGUAGUCGAGCUGGAGUUUGCAGAUGAUUAUGGCUUUCAUUAA
This is a messenger RNA of Pocillopora meandrina, 163 nucleotides long. Lineage: Eukaryota; Metazoa; Cnidaria; Anthozoa; Scleractinia; Pocilloporidae. The record is from the annotation of a GenBank genome assembly.